AUGAGAGUCCAGAAUACUGCAGACCACCAGAAUCCCAAUGAGAAGGUAGAUUGGCCACAAAUCACCGACGGAUCAUCCCGUCAAGUCGAGACAGUGGAGGAAGCAUCAUCGAACGACGGUGGAACUAUCGAUAAGGCAACUGAGCGUGCCGUCCUCCGAAAGCUUGACUAUAGAAUCGUGCCGAUGGUUAUGUGGGUUUAUCUUAUGAACAUGAUGGACCGAGUUAACAUUGGAAAUGCUCGUUUAUUCGGGAUGGAGGAGGAUCUUAACCUUGGGAAAGGCCAGUUCCAGCUUGCCGUUUCCGUUCUUUUCAUCACCUACUGCCUGUUCGAGGCCCCCUCCAACAUGAUUAUCAAGCGGCUACAGCCUUCUCGCUACCUCGCAGGCCUCACCAUCUGCUGGGGCUUCGUGGCAACCUUCAGCGCAUUCGUGCAAAACUUUCCUGCUCUCGUUGCUUGUCGCUUGUUGCUUGGAUUAUUUGAGGCAGGAUUCUUUCCUGGUGUCGUGCUUUACCUUUCAAUGUUCUACAGUCGCCGGAGCCUGGCCCUACGAAUUGCCUAUUUUUAUGGCACAGCGGCAGCGUCUGGAGUUGCUGGGGGGCUUGUGGCGUAUGGCAUUAGUUUCAUGGACGGAACCUCGGGCUGGCGCGCAUGGAGGUGGAUCAUCCUCAUCAACGGACUCCCGACCAUCGUUACUGGUUUCAUCAUACCUUUCAUUCUUCCCAACAGCCCAGAGACUGCCAAGUUCCUUUCUGACGAAGACAAGCGAAACUUGGUAUUGAUCCAUGAGCAGCAAAUCGGCCGAGCCCGGAAUCUGCGUGAGAUGGAAUGGGAAGACGUCAAAGACGGUAUCAAGGAUUGGACGACAUGGGCGUAUUGUUUUGCUCUAUUCCCGCUGUUGACCAUGCUUUACUCAUUCGUCGUUUUCUUGCCGACAAUUAUCCAUGGCCUUGGGACCUGGAACGCCACGGAAGUGCAAGCAAUGACAGUUCCGGUUUACGCUGUCGGUGCUAUUGUGUACAUUGCUUGCGCCCGAAUCAGCGAUCUUACCCAGCGCCGAGGUUACUUUAUAAUGGGAGCAAUUAUCUCUUCCGUUGUUGGGUAUGGGAUGCUUGUCGCCGAGAAAGGAAACGCAGUAUCUUAUGCCGGCACAUUUUUCGUCUCGAUUGGCAUCUUUGCUGGGGCUGGGAUCUCUUUCGCCUGGGUUCCUACCAACAAUCCACGUUACGAAGAUGCCAUCACGCAACAUGUUGUGGUUGUCGACCAAACUCCGAUCCAACUUAGCGCCGCUCUCUGUUUUAACACCACAAUCACCAUCUCUGGAAGAACAAUACCAGUGACGAACGCCCCAACAAUCUUCUUGUCCAAUUUUAUGGUUGAAAACACUGUUACGUACAUCGAGACCCUAAACCCAAGUCUGACCUUAAACGACGUCUUCAGCACCAUCACUCGAGUAUUGCCAUACGGCUUUACUGCUUCCAGCCUCAAUGUUCCCCCGCAAGAUGAUUCAGAGAUUGGCACAAAGGUCAUCUUUCAGCCUCUCCCUGGACACCGUCAACGCACUUCCAUGGCAUCGCCGACAUACACCAACAAUAUAGCAGCAUCUAUUCCCGAGAACAGCGACACUCCUUGGACGGGUACUGCGACGACCAUCUACACUGUUCCACCGAUCGGGUUUGAGGAGACUGCGACCCGACUGGUCCUGACUCCUACCGACUCACCGUCGUUCGUGCUCAAUGAGGAUAACGGGCCACUAUUCGAUGACGAGUUUACAGACCUGGCACAGCCAGGCAAUGAGGAAGACUCGCUGUUGCUGUUCACCCCAGCGCCACCAAACACUGACAUUUUUCACCAGCCCAAUCAUAGAGAGUUCAGCAACGAGGACUAUUUUACCCAGUACCGCGACGGUGUUCCCAGCUCGCCCUGCAACGAGGCCGAGGCGUGGCCAGACUCGGCAAACAAGUCAGAGAAGGAUGCCAUGGAGCUGAUAGUAGCCCAGUGUACGGCUGAGCUGGAUGCCGAGGAUGCCGAGCGACUUCGAAGAGGGGAUCUGAAAGAAGAUAUGGACCGGGACUCGUCGUGGGUGAAGAGGGUGCGGUGGGUCAAUCACUUUGGGUCUCGAGAUCUACUGGACAUAUUUGAAGUAGCCGAGUGGAUACGGGUGAAGAGCACCACGGCGGGACGAGGCCGGGAGCAAGACGAAGAUGGCGCGCAAGAACGGCUGAUAUUGCUGCGUCUCGGGGAGAGCUUCGAUCGCGAGGUGGAACGGUGCAGCUGGCGAUUGGACGGCAUGCCGACCGAGACGCUCCAAUAG
Molecule: messenger RNA, 2313 nt
Organism: Colletotrichum karsti
Lineage: Eukaryota; Fungi; Ascomycota; Sordariomycetes; Glomerellales; Glomerellaceae
Product: major facilitator superfamily transporter
Exons: 9
Coding region: 1-2313 (770 amino acids)
Biological process (GO): transmembrane transport
Cellular component (GO): membrane
Molecular function (GO): transmembrane transporter activity
Source: RefSeq, a predicted model, not a curated record